Molecule: messenger RNA, 1940 nt
Organism: Schizophyllum commune H4-8
Lineage: Eukaryota; Fungi; Basidiomycota; Agaricomycetes; Agaricales; Schizophyllaceae
Product: cysteine proteinase
Exons: 4
Coding region: 87-1511 (474 amino acids)
Biological process (GO): protein deubiquitination
Molecular function (GO): cysteine-type deubiquitinase activity
Source: RefSeq, a predicted model, not a curated record
UGUCCUGAACGCUCAUCAUCUAUAUCCCCCAACUCCAACAUAGAGAAGUCGCCGCCCGCCGCCCGUCUCGCAGAUAACACAAACUCAUGGGCGCUGGAAAGAAGGCGCAGCGCCAUGCGAAGCAGCAGCAGUUGCGCUCGCGGACUACGCGCUCGAGCAAGGGCAGGGUGAUCUCACCGUCGGACCCCGAAAACAAUGGGCGGCUGCUCACCGAGCAGCUGCGCGGGCUGGGGCUGUAUGCGGCGGACACGCUGGGCGACGGGAACUGCCUGUUCCGCGCCCUGUCCGACCAGCUAUACGGCAGCCCCUCACGGCACGCCCUCCUCCGUGCCCGUGUAUGCGAUUGGAUCGAAGCCCAUGGCGAGCGCUACGCCCCUUUUGUGGAGGACGAGCGCGGGCUGGAGGCUCACUUGCGCUGCAUGCGUGAGAACGGUACCUACGGCGGGCACCUCGAACUCUCCGCAUUCGCUCAUAUGACUGGAAAGAAUGUGAAGGUCAUUCAGCCGGCGCUGGUCUACGUGAUCGCCGCCAAUGCCAUGGACGACUCGGCGCCCGAUGCAUCCACCUCGACAGCCGAACAACAGUCCGACGAGGGCGCCGACGGGCUCUUGAGUGGGCGCGAGAAGCGGCAGGCUCGGCGGGAGCGGAAGCGGACGGAGAAGGACGCGCUACCCGUACCUACGCCUGAUCCGAACGAGGGCGAGGUCCCCGACACCGUCUAUGUUGCCUACCACGACUGGGAGCACUUCUCCUCCAUCCGCAACUUGCGCGGCCCGCACUCGGGCCUGCCCAUGGUGCAGGAGAUCCGUCCAGAGCCCCAACCCGCAUCGCCUGCAACGCCCAAGAAGAAGGUGCCGCGAGUGAAGCUCAAGCUGUCGAAUCCGUCGACGCCAGCGUCUUCCUCGAAGCCGCCGUCCACCGUCGUCUCCCCACCGCCAUCCAUCGCACCCUCCUCCAUCGCCUCCCUCGCCCAAUCCUCCCUCAACUUGGCUUCGCCCGCACAGGUUCCGCUCCCCAUAUCGCGAUCGCCAUCUCCGCUGCACAGCCGCUCGCCGAAGCGCUCCUUCGACGAGUCGUCCCUAUCCUCGUUGGAGGAAACGGAGAACGGCGCGGACACCAAACGUCGGCGGCCAUCGCCGCUCGCACCGCUGCCCACUGAGGACACCGAGGAUACGCCCGAGCUUUCGGCACCAGGCAGCGCAUCUUCGCGCGAGAGCAGCGCGUUCUCGUCCAGUCUAUCCGAGCUGACGACCGAGGAGGAAGAGGAAGAAAUCGAGGAGGAGCCUCCCGCGCCGCCAUCGCCGCCGCCCGUACCGCUCACCCAGCGGCAGCGGAAGAAGCUGAAAUUGCCCAAGCAGCGGCCGGGCCAGCGCAGCGCGGGGACGAUCGUCAUCCCCGGCGGGCGGUUCAAGCGGCAGCAGCCCGUCGCGGUCGCGGCGCCGGACGAGGAGUGGGUGCGCAACGGCACGGGCCGCGUCGACGUGCGCGGCUUCCGCGAGCUGAAGAUCUAGCGCUGGCGCCCCGCGCGCCUCACGACGUUCACGAUGGUCACGAACUCUACCUACGUCCACCAUUCGCUCUUGUCUCGUCCCGUCUGCUGCCACGAUCUCCUCUACUCGUCACGCCUCUACCCGCACACGACGCACCGGUCUAAUCGCAUCGUCCACAUCUGUAUACCUGCGCAUCCCUUCAUCCUGCAUUCGUACCCUACACCUGCACACGCAUGUACGCACUAUUCGCUGGCACACGCACGUACGCACUAUUGCCACGCACGCAUGUAAGCACUACCGCACGCACGCAUAAAGCAUAGCUGGACAGUCGCAAUGCAUAGUUUUUCUUUCUUCUCCUCCAGGGUCUGGGUAGCACUAGUUUGUAUGUAGUAUUAUCUAUUUAUUGUUAGAAAGCUGUAUCCCAGUGAUCAUACAAGGCGUGGGUGGCUG